Molecule: messenger RNA, 4063 nt
Organism: Manduca sexta (tobacco hornworm)
Lineage: Eukaryota; Metazoa; Arthropoda; Insecta; Lepidoptera; Sphingidae
Exons: 12
Coding region: 206-3037 (943 amino acids)
Cellular component (GO): plasma membrane
Source: RefSeq, a predicted model, not a curated record
CAACUGGUAAGCGUGGCUGAGCUCGCUCAGUUGUCUGGGCGCCGUAGCGCGGUGCGGACGUCAGUGCUACGCGCGGAGACGUUACCAAUCGCCAAUACGCGGCUACGUACAUUCGCCGCUACGUUUAAAAUGUGACAAAAUGUACAGUCGUGUUGAAAUUUGCUCAAUUUAAUUUUUUUUAAUCGUGUUAAGUGACUGUGUUAAUAUGGAGUGGGCCUGUGUGUUGCUGUUAUGCCUUGUGCCGGUCGUUGUCGGCAACCCGGCAAAAAUGGAUGCGAAGCGAGACCACUGUAACAAGACAGUGGAAAUUUACGACGACGUGUCGUCACCUCCUGUCACCCCUGAGAAUUUUGGAAGACCACUAACUUGUUCAUAUAGGUUUAGGGCGUUUCGAGGGUCACCAAAAGACUGGAUAUUGAGGAUAAGAUUUAAAAAGUUCAAAGUUGGGACACUGAUUAAUGGAACUACGUGUCAUAAAGGAUAUAUGCAGAUAGUGGACGGCAAUGCAAAGACUGACGUGUCCAAUAGGAAAGAACCUGGAUUGUUCUGUGGAGAGAUCGAGCAGCCCCAGACUUUCAUCUCGGAGACCAACUUCGUCAAAAUCGUCUUCCAUGCAGACAACUUCACCGAUCAGACUUACUUCAGCUUUGAUUCCAGGGCUGAACAGCAGUUCGAAGUAUAUCUGAGAUAUGGACAACAUCCAGAAUUGUAUCCUAACAGACGAGGGGAAGUCGUUGCUGGGUCGUAUUGCGAGAGAGUGUUUCGAGAUUGCCGCUUGCAGACUUGCUACGUCCAGUCCGCGGCGUACCCUGGAGUUUAUCCAAGAAAUCUACACUGCAGAUAUCACCUCAACACUCGACUGCCAUACAUCAAAUUGUAUAUCGAAAAUGAGGAGUUCAACAUCGACGGACAGAGAUGUGAGAACAUUAUGACAUGCCCCAUGAGGCCCAUUACUUCAGGUUCCGAAAACUGUCCCUACGACUACAUAAGGAUCUACGACGGCAAAGACGAAUCGGCAGCUGUUAUAGGAACAUUCUGCGGGAUGGGCAAGUUCCCCUACUCAAUCAUCGGGACGUCGCAGGACCUGUUCGUGGAGUUCGUCAGUUCGCCUGCAGGUCCUCUGUUAAACACCGGUUUCCACUUCAACGUUGGUAACUGGCCUGGACACGUGGAAGCCCCAGGGUCAAGAGUCGGCACUUGCGACUGGCUUCUCACUGCUGAAUCUCUUAAGAAGUCUGGAGACACCGAGGGCAUAUUCCUCUCAGUGGCUCAUUGGUAUCCGCCUCAUACAUCGUGUACAUAUCUUAUGCAAGGAUUCCCUGGUCAAGUUGUGAGGCUUUAUUUUCCUAGCUUCCGAAUCAACCGGAUAGAAUCCCCGAUAGUUCCUUGGACUGGUGACUGCGGCGAAUCCCUCACGCUGUAUGACGCGCCGAGGCCUGACGACGCGCGCAUCAUCAAGACUUUCUGUGACACUUUCAGUAGACCGAUGGAGAAACACGACUUUGUGUCUACAGGAAACGCUAUGUUCGUCAGAUUUGAGAGCAAGACGGGCAGUUAUAGCGGAUCGUCUCUAUAUUACUGGGCCCAUUACGACUUUUUCAACAACACUCGCUUCGGAGAGCCGGUAGCAGGAACGGCUUGUGAUGAAGUCAUAGCAUCCUGGAAGCAGAGAGCUGGUCGGCUGCGGUCUCCUCUCAAUACCUUGGUGUAUAAACAAGCACCACCAGGGGAAGAUGUCCAUUGCCUGUACAGAUUUGUGACCGACAAGAGGAUUUAUGCCAGAGUUAUACUGACAAUUCUGAGUGUUAACUUUAAGGAACACCCGUACACACCAGUGUCCUGUCAAAAUUGUUACGAAGACAGAGCCGACAAACUCAUCAUCUGGGAGCCAGUGCCUGGUGGAAAAACAAUAAACAACACAUUAGGCAUCAGCACCACACCACUCCCAUUGCAUUUAGCUGUUCAAAGGUCUCUGGGAUCAUGUUUAUGCGCCAAACAUGCCAACACAGUGUCAAGGGCGAGACCAUAUCGAGUGGUCUCUUCUGGAGAAACUUUAAAUCUCCAGUUAAUUGUUGAUAAUGCUCAUGCUGCAGCGUCGUACUUCAAGAAUCCGUCGCCUCUCUUCGAAGCAAGGUAUGAAUUUGUUCACGGCCCGCUUUGCGGACCAGCAGUCCUGAUAGCUGCUUCUGAUGGAGAAAUCGUGUAUCCACAUUUAGAAGCACUGGGAUACACCGAACCACCCAAGAGGAUUCAAUGCAUCUGGGAUUUAGAGGUGGAGGAAAAGAGGGAUAUUUGGCUUCAUUUCGACAGCAUCAAAUUUGCUUCCAGACAUUGUGAAGAUGGGAACAUCCAGAUUUACUUGCCUGGCAGAAUAGAACCUUAUCUUUCUGUUUGUGGUGGUAAUGUUUCAGAAACUGAAAAGCUGCCUAUUUUAUCGGCUGGAGAGCUAGGAUUUGAGUCUUUAGAUGAUCCCUUAGUAAUAGAGAAAGAUAAGACUAGGUCAAUUCGAAUUGUGUUCAUUGGUAGCGCAUCACCCGCACGAGCUGCCUUCAAAAUUGCUUGGACGGGUUUGUACCAUUUGCCUAAAAACUCUGAUGGUUCUUUGAUGACGUCACGUUUGACUGAUGGAGUAACAAAAUCAGAUUCCGGUCAGGGGUGCGACUUUAUAUGUCCUGGAGAUGAAGCCCUAUGCAUUCCUGCAAGAUUAAUCUGCAAUGGAGUCGUCAAUUGUCCAAACGUAACGACAUCCGAAAGAAAAUUCUGGACUGCAGAAGAAAAGAGGGCUAAAGAAGCAUAUUCAGAAGACAGUUUGCGCCGACUCGGAUAUUUAGAUGCAUUAGGUGGAAUUCCUUUGGGACAAUUGAAUGACGAGUCUCCAGAACUGUGUGCUAGAGCACGCAGUACUGGGAGCGGCGAUUGGACAGCCCCAGCGUUGGGAGCAGGGCUGGCAAUAGCUUUAGGUGCGUGUGCUCUCGGUGCUGCCUGGCGCCUGUGCUGCCGCAAGCGGUCUCCAGACGAGGAGUCGUUGGACUACUGACACGCGGCCCGCGGCGCGCCCCACGCGCCGCCGUCGCUGCACUCGCGAUCCACAUCCAGGGAUCUCCCGAUGGACUGGAGUCUGCAUUGACAGACGCUAUAUUGAGCGCCUGCGCCCACCUUUGUUGAUUAUUGAAGGCCCGUUGUGUUGUUAUUGGGAUGAUAAGCUCAUGUUGUAGGUAAUCAUUUAGGUACACAUGUGUUACCUUCCUGUCAAUUUGUAGAAGACGAUAACAGUCUAGAAUAAUUUUCCUCCUUUUUUAAACGACCAUAAUGUAGUGUAAUUUUAAGACGAGUGAUCUGCCGUGUUGUAAUUUUGGCACGUUUUUCGAUGUUUUCAAAGGGCAAACGGUAUGUUCGAAGGCGCUCAAGAAAUUGUUUGUAAUAAAUGUAUAUACCCCAUUUAUACCAAAAUCCUACGUAAUAGGACGCUUCAAACGAAUCAUAGGUUAGGGUGAAGGUGAUAAUAGCCUAACAGAUAAGUCAUUAUCAAAUAGUUUAAGAGUUGUAAUUUUUUAAACAUGGCGAUGACGAGAUGAAGUCUCGUGUUCUAAUUCUCAUCUGUAAGCUUCGAUAUCGAAAUCAUAUGUAAAUGAUAUUGACAUUUCUACGUAAGCUCUAAUUUAAGACCUUGAUUUAAAAGUCAAAGACAUUAUUGUCUGGCUUGUUUAAAAAUUUCGCCAAUUUCUUUAAAGUUAAUGGUUCACAAAUACUUGUCUCUCACUUAAAUUCAACUUAUCAACGAUAAUUUAAAUUGUGCUGCGUAUCUGGAUUUUCCUUUUAUGACUGAUAAUUACUAAAUUGUAACACUAAUUGACAAAUAUAGAUUGUCAUUUGAUUUUAGGCCUUAUUUUCAAUACUUUUAGUGGUCAUUAGUUAGAAACCCAACGCUCUAAAGAUUUUGGCGAUUUAACUCCUAUUCCUUAAGACUAAAGAAACAUUCCAUGUUGUCAUGUAAAUAAAUAGUCGAUAAGGUCGUUAAUUGAAUAAUGCUCAACGAUUUCUUGGAUAUUGAUUUGAGGCAAAA